AUGGGCUCUGAAGGGCCGACGCCGCUGGAGACUGCGAAGAGUUUGAUCGACGGCUACAAUACAUGGGAGCUCGAUGCGAUCAUGAAGCCUCGCCAUACCAGCUGCACCCAGAAGGUCCUCCCGGCUCGUCUCAACCGCCCAGCCAUGAGCAACGACGAGUAUCGUCAGUACUUUCAGGGCGUGAUGGGUCAGUUCAGGGACUACCACCUCGAGAUAUCUGAUGCUACCGAAGACACGAAACGCCACAAAGUUGCCUUCCUACUGCAAGGGACGGCGAAGACCGCCAUUGGCGAUUAUGCGAAUGAGUUCACUGUCAUCAUACACCUCACCGAGGAUGACAGCCAGAUAUUGGAGGUCAAGGAGUUUGUGUACGUGCCAUGUGCCUUGAUCAGAGCCGAUAGCGGAUAUAGUAUGGACUUCUUCCAGCGACUGCGGGCUCACAUGGCGGGGCAGAGUUGA
Saxophila tyrrhenica is the source of this 459-nucleotide messenger RNA. RefSeq lists its product as uncharacterized. The record is from RefSeq and is a predicted model, not a curated record. NCBI's taxonomy places the organism in Eukaryota, Fungi, Ascomycota, Dothideomycetes, Mycosphaerellales, Extremaceae. The coding region runs from base 1 to 459 and encodes 152 amino acids. The transcript has 3 exons.